GUCCGGCGAGCCGCGGCGCCCGGUACUCGAGUCAUCGCGGUCGCCCAAGGCCGGGCCCUGGGGCGGGGGCUGCAGCAGGCGGCGCCGGCGGAGGGAGCGCCCCCGGGGGCGCGGUUCAGCGAGCUGCCUCCGGCCUGACGAUGCCAGUAUGGACAGAAUAGCUUAUGAUGCUUAUCCCCGCUCACCAUUUCCGAGACAUUGAGCGGAAACCAGAAUACCUCCAGCCAGAGAAGUGCAUCCCGCCUCCCUACCCUGGUCCUGCGGGAACCAUGUGGUUUAUCCGCGAUGGCUGUGGCAUCGCCUGUGCCAUUGUCACCUGGUUUCUGGUCCUAUAUGCGGAGUUUGUAGUCCUCUUUGUCAUGCUGAUUCCAUCACGAGACUACGUGUACAGCAUCAUCAAUGGAAUUGUGUUCAACCUGCUGGCCUUUUUGGCCCUGGCCUCCCACUGCCGGGCCAUGCUGACGGACCCCGGGGCGGUACCCAAAGGAAAUGCCACUAAAGAGUUCAUUGAGAGCCUUCAACUGAAGCCGGGGCAGGUGGUGUACAAGUGUCCCAAGUGCUGCAGCAUCAAGCCCGACCGAGCCCACCACUGCAGUGUUUGCAAGCGGUGCAUUCGGAAGAUGGACCAUCACUGUCCCUGGGUCAACAACUGUGUCGGCGAGAACAACCAGAAGUACUUCGUCCUGUUUACAAUGUACAUAGCUCUCAUUUCCUUGCACGCCCUCAUCAUGGUGGGAUUCCACUUCCUACAUUGCUUUGAAGAAGACUGGACAAAGUGCAGCUCCUUCUCACCACCCACCACAGUUAUCCUGCUCAUCCUGCUGUGCUUUGAGGCACUGCUCUUCCUCAUUUUCACGUCAGUGAUGUUUGGAACCCAGGUGCACUCCAUCUGCACAGAUGAGACGGGCAUUGAGCGCCUCCAGCGAAAGAAACAUCCCAGGGAGCACUCACACAGCUGGAAGUCAUUCCAGGAGGCAUUUGGUGGGGACUUUUCCCUGAACUGGUUCAACCCUUUCACCCGACCUUGUCAACCAGAGACACCCAUUGACAAGGGCUUGGUGAGGCAGGUGUCAACUGUGUCAGACGUGGACAACAUGGAAACAAUUCAGAGCCAAUUGGAAGAGAUCAAAAAUGAGGACUCGGUGGAAGUGCUGGAUGAAUAGAGGCUAUGGGACAGCCAGACACCAACAGUGACCACCGGCCUUCAUCCUAGGGUUUGGUGAACUCUCCUCAGCUCCCUGGUGCUUCCCCAGGCUACUGCCUUGAUGUUGCCAUCUCUGUCACUCCUCCCUCUCUCCAGUUGGGUCACUGGUAAUGGAGGUGACUGCAGAGGAGAAUGGGGACUUUCUCUGAGUUCACCUAAGCAGAGUCUGCCAAGAGGGAUGGUCAGGACCCAUUCUUCAGGGCCAUGGAGGCUGCCUAGCCUCUGCCUAGCAAGACACAUGGUGACCAGGGUGUCCCAGGAGAAAGAAAGCUAUUUCUGCUUCCUGUGUGUUGUCUUACAGGGCCCUGGAGAGGGACACUGACAUCAGGGAAGACCAACAUGGAAGGCUAUUGAUGAUGCAACUCCAGCCAUUCCAUAGAGAAGGGCUUCCUUAAUGGACUGCCCGCAGGAAUCAGAACAGAGGUGGGACUUCAGGGAUUGGGCUUGGUUAAGAGGACCCUACACACCUGUAUGGACACAACACACCUGCAUGGACACGCACACAUGCAGAACCUGUGCAGGCUGGAAGUGAGCCCUAGUUAUUACAGUAACACCAAAAAUUAAUUCUCAUCACAUGGACACUAGACUCUUCUCUGAGACAGCAUAGAGCUGAACUGUCUGUGGCCACAGGACAACUAGGGAAGACCUAUGUUGAACUCCUGGAGUCUCUCCAGCCUCUUCCGUAAGAACUUCAGCUAGCGAGUCCAGUAACAUGGGGACAGAAGCAACCAGAAAUGUCACCUGCGUGUUCUAGAGCAGCUCCCAAGAUAGUACCUCUCGCCUCUGAGAACUGGGUGACAGCCAGGGUCUGCAGACUGACAAGCCAAGAAGAUACCCAGACACUACUGUCCCAGGAUGAGCAUGGGUUGUCUGGUCAUUGCCAGUAGUCUGGGCAUCUCCUGUGCUCCCCGGUGGUCACAGGAGAAGCAGCAGCUCUGUAGUCUAACCAGUCAGAUAGUCUCAAGGAGCAUAGUCAUCUCCCCCUCAGGCCUCCUGGAUCCAUUUCCCCAGUAUCGCUGGCACCCAUCGUGGCAGAGGACUCAGAUAUGGCAGAACCUUCUUAAGCAGGUCUUUGUGUCACAGCCCCUCCCAGCUCUAGGUGAAAGGUCUUGAGUCCUGGGCCAAAGGAACCUGUGGUCCUGAUGACAUGAUGAAGUAUUGGUAUUUGAGAUACUGCCUGUCUCCAGAUGCUGAGAAGGGAAAGCUGUGGAGAGCCAAGUGGUGGCCUCAUUCUUGGGCAGCAUCCUAAGAGUCCCUGCAGGGUAGAUCUCUGUCAGAGAGCUCCUCUGCAGAAGCCCCAUGCAGGUGGCAGCUGCACUAACAGAAAGAUGCAGCCUGCUCCACCUGCUGCAUGUGCACUUCCUCUGUACAGCCUUCUAUAACAUUUACUAGUGCCACCUUGAGGAUCCCAAGUUGGGCCUAAAGUUGGCAGAGCCACCUGUCAUGUGGCUGCAGGGGCCCUACCUCUGAGCAGACCUGGAUGACCGGUGUGCUAGGUCAUAUACCAGACACUCCAUGCCAGAGAAAAGCAGGGCUGCUGCAAGCUUCACCAGAAAACAGGUAGUUCCCAGCCCACAGCCAAUGGUUUCCGAAGUGUUUUCUAGGAAGGUUGAGGUAGGCAGGCAUUUUGCCUCCACAAGCUCAGACCUAUCCCUUCUUCCUCACCACCUCCACCACCAUGCUAGACCUCAGCCACAUCUGUCUUUACUAUGGGAGGUACUGGAUAGUCAGAAUCAUGUUUGUAGUAGCCUUUCCAGCCCUGGGCCUGCACACCAGUGCACAGUGACCUCUCCACAGUGACUCCUGACAUGUUCUGUCAGCUUCAGACUAACAACACUGCAACUGGUAAAACAGGACCCAGUGUUCCAGGGAGGGAUCUGGGUAUAUAACUGCCUCUUGCUUUGAAUAAAAGCUCUUUGCUCUA
This is a messenger RNA of Nannospalax galili (Upper Galilee mountains blind mole rat), 3128 nucleotides long. It is a transcript of the gene Zdhhc3, whose product is annotated as zinc finger DHHC-type containing 3. Gene Ontology annotation, molecular function: protein-cysteine S-palmitoyltransferase activity. Gene Ontology annotation, cellular component: Golgi apparatus; endoplasmic reticulum. The transcript is spliced from 7 exons. The coding region runs from base 165 to 1163 and encodes 332 amino acids. The record is from RefSeq and is a predicted model, not a curated record. Gene Ontology annotation, biological process: peptidyl-L-cysteine S-palmitoylation; protein targeting to membrane. Lineage: Eukaryota; Metazoa; Chordata; Mammalia; Rodentia; Spalacidae.